This is a messenger RNA of Sinocyclocheilus rhinocerous, 3202 nucleotides long. Its product is annotated as protein phosphatase 1G-like. Gene Ontology annotation, cellular component: nucleoplasm. Gene Ontology annotation, molecular function: protein serine/threonine phosphatase activity; cation binding. Gene Ontology annotation, biological process: protein dephosphorylation. Lineage: Eukaryota; Metazoa; Chordata; Actinopteri; Cypriniformes; Cyprinidae. The transcript is spliced from 10 exons. The coding region runs from base 392 to 2008 and encodes 538 amino acids. The record is from RefSeq and is a predicted model, not a curated record.
CGGUGUGCCUAAAGUCCGCCCUCUGUGAAAUGGGUUUGCUGGUGGACUGUUGAUUAUGUUGACUCACACGUGUUAAGGGCUUUUCUGUGUUUUAAAAGAGACUCAAUUCGAAUCAGCAUUUAUCCCCUCCGUGUUUAAAGUUCGCUCAGUUUCUGAGCAAACUCGCCGGGACUCUUGUUUCAUCUGUGUUUGUUCAUUUAGAAACUCCAGCAGCGUUAGCAGCCCGUCAGCUAACAGCAGCAGGGUAACACCGGUCUGCUCUCAUCUAAGGGCCACUGCACACUGAAAUGUGACAAGUACCUAGUUUGCACAGACGUUUCACCUGUCUUUGAAAUCAGCAAACCGGAUUUCUUUAGUAUUACGCGCUUUUCUUUCACGAAACGCAUACACCAUGGGGGCUUACUUGUCUCAACCCAACACGGAGAAGACCGCAAGCAACGGCGGGAAUGAGAGCAUGCUCUUCGGCUUCGCGGCCAUGCAGGGCUGGCGAGUGUCUAUGGAGGACGCGCACAACUGCAUCCCAGAGUUGGAUGAUGAAACUGCGAUGUUUGCGGUCUAUGAUGGACAUGGAGGUGAAGAGGUUGCUCUGUAUUGCUCCAAGUACUUACCUGACGUCAUUAAAGAGCAGAAGGCGUAUAAGGAUGGCAAACUGCAGAAGGCUCUGGAAGAUGCGUUCCUGGCUAUAGAUGCCCGAAUCACCACAGAGGAAGUCAUCAAGGAGCUCGUUCAGAUAGCUGGACGUCCUCAGGAAGAAACAGAAAAAGUAGCAGAUGAAGAUGAUGUUGAUAAUGAAGAAGCAGCUCUGCUGCAUGAAGAGGCCACCAUGACAAUUGAGGAGCUGCUUAGCCGCUUCGGACAGAACCAAAACAAAAAUGCCAAAAAGCCGUGUCCAGGUGCCUCUAAAGAGUCUGAGGAGGGAGAGAAAUCUCGUGCUGAGAAGGGAAUCAAUGGUGAGACGGAAAGCGGGGCUUCUGAAGCCGACAGCAAUGGGAAGGAGAAGGCAGCUGGUGCUGGAGAUGCGGCCGGAGGCUCCAAGAUGAGGGCCUGCAGACGGGCGGCUGCGUCCGAAGGUGGCUCUGCUUCUGAUGGAUCCGCUGAGAAGUCUGGGUCGACUGGGGAUGCCGGUCCUUCCUGCUCCUCGUCUGCAGCUCCUGCUCCAGGAAGUGCCAAGUCCAAGUUCUUUGACGACUGUGAAGAGUCGGAGGAGGGAGAAGAUGAAGAGGAUGGUAGUGAGGAAGAGGACUGCAGUGAGGAGGACGGUGAACACAGCAGUGAGAACGAUGAAGAGGAUGACACAGAAGAGGGAGAGGAAGAGGAUAGUGAUGAAGAGGAGGAUAUGUGCUUGCCGGGGAUGGACGGAAAAGAGGAGCCAGGUUCAGACAGUGGCACCACAGCUGUAGUUGCUCUUAUUCGUGGGAAGCAGCUCAUCGUGGCCAACGCUGGAGACUCCAGAUGUGUGGUGUCUGAAAAGGGAAAGGCGGUGGACAUGUCCUAUGACCACAAGCCAGAGGACGAGCUGGAGCUGACCAGAAUAAAGAAUGCUGGUGGGAAGGUGACGAUGGACGGCCGUGUCAAUGGAGGCCUGAACCUCUCCAGAGCGAUUGGUGAUCACUUUUAUAAAAGGAACAAGGCUCUUCCCCCAGAGGAACAGAUGAUCUCUGCUCUACCUGAUGUCAAAGUGCUGACUCUCAACGAAGACCAUGAGUUUAUGGUUAUUGCCUGUGAUGGCAUCUGGAACGUGAUGAGCAGUCAAGAAGUGGUGGACUUUGUAAAUGAGAGAUUGAAAAUUGAGGCUGGUAAAAACAGACCCCUGUCUGCCAUAAUUGAAGAGCUGCUGGACCACUGCUUGGCACCAGACACUUCAGGAGAUGGUACAGGAUGUGACAACAUGACCUGUAUAAUUAUCACCUUCUCCCCACACCUUGGGAGCAACAUAGAGGAGAGCACCAAGAAGCGAAAGCCAGAGGAGGAAAACGGCAACGACAGCAAAAAAUCCAAAACUGAAUAGAAGAGCUGUUCCUGAAGGUGCUGAUUAUUUUCAGGACACUUUCCCCUUUUGAAUUCAGACCACUGGGAAAAUUUUAAGGAUAGCUCCAUAAGAAAGAGCGUUUUAGUUUGAAACGAUUCAAAGACGCACGCAACUAGAACUGUUAACCCAGACCAUUUGUUCUGUUUUUUGUUCUGAUUUGUUUAAUAUUCCCGUCGACGACGUCUGUAAUUGAUAACUGAAUGAACGAAGCGCAUAUGGUAGCAGAGGUGAUGACACGCGAGUCUGUGUCCUCCUGAUGUAUCCGUCUCGUCCAUCGUACCCUCGUUUAUGUGCAUAGUGUUUUUCCAGUAACCAUCAGCUUGAUUUGAAUGCUGUUUUUCUUUUCUUAUUUUCAGUAGUGGAUCAUUGUGUCAGUAUUUGUGACCUUUUUUUUUCUGAACACCAGUAUGUAAUUGAUCAAAUAUAUUUUUUUUUUUUAAAUAAUGUGAUGAAAGAUGCUCGUCUAUUUUUUUCCUGAUGAAGCCAUCGCCCACAAUAAUCCUGUCGAAAUGCUCUCGGAUGCUGAAUUACACUGACAUUCCUUUCUCCCUUGUUUCUUGUUAGUGAUUCAGAAAAAUUUUAUCAUUGAUCCUAAUGUCUGUAAUAAAUCGUCUUCUUUCUUUUUGAUCAGAAGGCUGACAUUGGGAUCAAUGCCUUAUUUGGUAAUAAUUCAGUAAACUGCAGUUAUAGAGUAGAGAGUCCGCACUGCAAAAUAGUUUUCUCAUUGUCCUCGGUCUUGAAGCGCCCAUCUGAUUCAUUAAGGUUUAUAUACGACGUAUUUUGGAAUAUAUAUUUUGGUACUUUUUCAGAACAUCUUGGUGGGUUGUACGGGGAAGUCAUUGCUCAGAACGACAACGUUUUCUGUACCAAUAAACAAGUGGAGACAAGUACCGCAAUGCUGUUUUUCUUGUGGGGAAUUGGGUUUGAUCAAGCAGCAAGGAAAUGUGUCUGUCCUACUGGUGUAGAUUUAUGAACAGCAAAGAUUGAUCCAAGUUUUAGCUGUGAGCCGAGGUCUGUUCAUAGUGGGAGGUGAAGUUGACAUUGUGUAAUAGCUCCUUGUAUUAAGAUACUCUGAAUGUUUCUACUUUUAAAACUCUCAAAAAUAAACAAUGGCCAGUCACAGCACUUGGCACAAAACACGUAUGCCUCUUUAUAUAAAUUAUAUUGAUAUUU